Molecule: messenger RNA, 783 nt
Organism: Cynara cardunculus var. scolymus (artichoke)
Lineage: Eukaryota; Viridiplantae; Streptophyta; Magnoliopsida; Asterales; Asteraceae
Exons: 2
Coding region: 31-555 (174 amino acids)
Source: RefSeq, a predicted model, not a curated record
CUUUCACUUACGUUACUAAGAGACACAGAAAUGGAAACCUCCUCGAGACCAACGUCCCCAUCCAACAAACCCUAUUUUCAAGAUUCUGAAUGCCCAGAUCUUCAAUCUCCAAUCGAUUGCGAAAAGGGAUCUGGGUUCUACAAGAACGAGGAUUCAUGGCCAAAAACCCACAUGCACAGAAAGAAGAAUCAUGUAUUUCUUCAAGGGUAUGUGGAUGAAGAAGAGCUCGUGAGAGCCAAGAGUUUAACGGAUGAAGAUCUUGAAGAGCUUAGAGGAUGUUUGGAUUUAGGAUUUGGUUUCAGUUACGAUGAAAUUCCGGAGCUCUGUAACACCUUGCCGGCGCUGGAAUUGUGUUAUUCCAUGACCCAGAAGUUUCUAGAUGAUCAGCAGAAGUCGCCGGAGUCUCCGUCGACGGCGAGUGAAUCAUCUUCGCCGCAUUCAGGUGCUACAGCUAACUGGAAGAUUUCUAGUCCUGGUGAUGACCCUGAAGAUGUGAAAGCCAGACUGAAAUUUUGGGCACAAGCAGUUGCUUGCACAGUGAGAUUAUGCAACUGAGAUGACUAUAACUUGUAUCUCAUGCUAGGGUUAACCAUCAACAACAUUUGAGAAUCUGGUUUAAGACGAUGAUUAUCGGAAUGAUUAAACCUGAUCCGUCCAUAGAUGGAGUUUGUUCUUUAAGGGGUUGUAACGGGCACAAGAAAACAAGUCUCCAAUGGAUGUAGUACAUAUUUCUAUCUUGCAAAUUUAAUGAAUAAAAGCUUAUCGUUAUCCGUUUUUCUUGUU